ACGGUCAAGAAUGUCGCCGAGUAAAACAGCGUACAAUCUCUCCGUAAUGUUUGCUAUUCGAGCGCGUGCUGCACGGCAGCCGUCAAACUGUCUCGCCUGUUGCCCAGAAGGGCAGUUUUUUUUCUUCCUCGUUUCCAUAAUCAAGCUUUGUGGAGCCGCACCCGUCCCUUGCCGUUUUCCACGUCUGACGAAUGGGAAUGGAAUGAUGCGACGAUAGCCUGGAACUUGAGCUCAAUGCCGUCAUCGGUAGCCGCUAUCCGACCAGGAGCACGCGUUUCUCAUGUCUUCGCCGCUGCAUAGUGGAGUUUUUUUUUUCCACAAUGUCCCUCCAGUUUCGAUGUACAUCUUGACCCAACAUAUAAAGAGCUUGGGCACUUCGAUACCAUGAUUCCCCCCGUAUUUUUUCCUGCCUUCGUUUAGCUUGGGUGCAAAAACUGCAAAUUAUGCCAUCAUCAACGUCAGACGAGCGGUCCGUGGCCUCGAGCACAGAGACCAAGGAUCUUGAGAAGGAGGCCGACAAGCCAGAGACUCGCACCGACCACGAUAGAAUGCCAAAUGAACAACUCGCAGAAUGCAAGUCGCACCCGGCCGACGCGUCGGAUCGCAUUCUCGUCGGAUGGGACGAAAACGACCCAGAGAACCCUUACAACUUCCCAGACUGGCAGAAGUGGUUCAUCACAGGCCAGUUGGGCCUACUCGCCCUCGCCGCCUCGUUGGGCUCCUCCAUCACGGCGCCCGCAAAUGGUGUCAUUGCGCAGCAUUUCGGCGUAAGUCGAGAGGUCUCCGUCUUGACCAUCUCUCUUUUCGUGCUUGGCUUCGCUUUCGGGCCGUGCAUCUGGGCACCCGUGUCGGAGAUCUGGGGCCGCAAGUGGAGCAUGUUGCCAGCGCUGUGCGGCCUGGCCCUCUUCAGUAUUGCGUGCGCCGUGGCGCAGAACGCAGCGACUAUAUUUGUCUGCAGAUUCUUUUCCGGGCUGUUCGGCUCGGCCGCCGUCGCGAACGUGUCCGCAGCGUUGGGCGACAUCUGGGUGCCGAAGCAGCGAGGCACCGCGGUUGUAUUGUAUGCAGUGGCAGUCGUGGGCGGUCCGACCUUGGGACCAACGAUCGGAGCAGCGAUUGUGGUCAACCCACAUAUGGGCUGGAGAUGGACAGAAUACAUUCUCGCCAUCGUUACCUUUGCUUCUACAGGCUUUUGUUACUUCUUCCUGCCGGAAGUCUACCAGCCUUAUCUACUCAAACGACGGGCCCAGCGCCUGAGGAAACAAAUGGGUGACCAGCGAUACUAUCAUCCACACGAAGAUGUGAAGAUCGACGUCAAAUCCAUCGUUAUCAAGCAUUUUGGACGUCCGAUUCGAAUGUUGUUGACAGAACCCAUGGUCACAGCGAUUGCCGUGUAUGCUUCUUUCGUCUUCGCUCUUCUCUACAUGACCUUGGAAUUCUUCAGCAUAGUCUACAACGAAGAUCGAGGUUGGCCACUUGUUACGUCUACACUGCCAUUCAUCGGUCUUUUCGUCGGUGUGCUUUCGGCAGUGUUUGUGAAUCUGGCAAAUCUACCUCGGUAUCGACGCGCGGUUGAAGCUAAUGGUGGUAAAGCUGUGCCGGAGGCUCGACUCCCUCCGAUGAUAUUCGGUGCGAUCAUCUUCGCCACCGGACUGUUUCUUUUUGGCUGGACUAGUAAACCAUCUAUCAACUGGGUGCCGUCGGUGAUAGCAGCUGGCUUCAUCGGAGCCGGGUUCAACAUCAUAUUCCAGCAGUGCAUUAACUUUCUCGUCGACACUUACUCCUUGUAUGCGGCAAGUGCCGUGGCAGCAAACACGUUCUUGAGAUCCAUCAUGGCGGCUGGGCUGCCCUUGGCUGCCAGACCGAUGUUCAGCAACCUGGGAGUCGGGCCAGCUUGCAGCAUACUGGGAGGAAUAGCCGCAGCUGCAAUUCCCGUACCAUUUAUCUUCAUUCGCUACGGCGCAAAACUGCGGGCGAGGAGCAAGUUUGCUCCAACGAAUAGGUGAUAUUGACGGCCAUGGAGGAUGGCUGAAAGCAUGUAAAAAUUUCCGUAGAGAAUACAUUAUCGAUUUAGCCAGACUUUAGCCAGCACGUAACGAUUGAGUCUGCAUUUCG
Molecule: messenger RNA, 2112 nt
Organism: Verruconis gallopava
Lineage: Eukaryota; Fungi; Ascomycota; Dothideomycetes; Venturiales; Sympoventuriaceae
Exons: 3
Coding region: 444-2003 (519 amino acids)
Biological process (GO): transmembrane transport
Molecular function (GO): transmembrane transporter activity
Source: RefSeq, a predicted model, not a curated record